This is a messenger RNA of Ectocarpus siliculosus, 567 nucleotides long. Lineage: Eukaryota; Phaeophyceae; Ectocarpales; Ectocarpaceae. The record is from the annotation of a GenBank genome assembly.
AUGGCUAAGGGAGGGCCGGACUUGAAACGCUACAUGGACAAGACGUUGUCGCUGAAGCUCAAUGGAAACAGAACAGUCAAGGGCGUCUUGCGAGGUUACGACCCGUUCAUGAACCUGGUGCUAGACGAGACGACAGACCCCGCCUCCUCCGACAAGAAGAUGGGGAUGGUCAUCAUCAGAGGAAACAGCGUCGUGCAGUUCGAGAUCCUCGACCCGCUCCGAUUCUAAAGCGACCCUGUUUGGUUCUGUAGACAUGUAUCGUACUCGUGGUGGCGCUAUUGAGCAACAAUUUCUGCGGCACACAGGAAAACGGGGUUGAAUGAUGAAUGUUUCCAGCGCCCUCUAGCUUGUGCUCGACACCGAGAUGGAUGUCUUCGUGUGGGAACUAGCUGACUGGUGGUGAGCGUCCCAAGUACGGGGGAGGUCUGCAACAGCAUAGUGUUGUUUGACGUUCGUUAGGCUGUUGAUUUCGGUGUUUUUUUUGUGGCUGUCUUUGCCCCAAGAAGGCCUUUGUUUUUGGAUCAUCGCCUGAGUCCGAUUCGCUCGUUGGUAGGAUAGUCCUACACC